AUGCCUCGGCCGGUGCUUCGGCCUCUCUCUGCCCCUGAAGUUGUGGCUGCGCGAGCAUCAUGCAAGCCGAAGACCCCUGCACCCGAAUUUGGGGAGCUUCUAACUGACUCGUUUGCUAGUGGUUCCAGUUCUGCGGCCCAGGUUCAACGAACUGCUGCUUCGGCUAUGCAAUGGCUGGAUUCGCAUGGUGGUCGUGUCAAAGAUUCUGGCGAUACUGUUGCUCGGCUUUCAAAGCUUGGCUGCAGUGGCAAGUGGUCUGCUAAUGCUGAGCGCGACUGCCAUAGAUUAAUGCGGAAAAUGGACAACUGGUUGGGCGCUAAAAUCUCCUACAGAGAUGUUCGGAUGGUGAACCCGUCGACUCUUGAAAUUUCUAUGCAAAAGCUGCCUAUGAUCUUGCCACAUGAUAUGUUACUAGCCUUGUGGGCCAAAGGGAGGAAGGUGUUCGACAAGUGCCUCUUCGGGGCGUUGACACCACCUGAAGUUAAAGAGUAUUGGGAUCACCUUGAAACACAUACCAAUUGGUUUAGCAAUCACCCUGCAAGUGCUUGGCACGACCGAUCUCGACUGGCUGGUGUUGCGACUUACGGGGAUGAAGUGCAAGCCUACCGCAACUCCGAGUGUGGUGCUGUAGCUGUGUGCGCUUUUACUCCCGACCUUGCAUACAAGAACGAUCCGUGCAACCGGUACUACCCCAUUUGUUUGUGGAGCGAGCAUCAUGAAUGCGAGCACACCUACAAUGACGCCAUGAAGUACGUGGUGCGCAGUUUCAGGCGCUUAAUGGAUCCCACUGCUACCUGGCCUUGGACAGCUGAAGGGUAUCAUGUGACCUUCACUUCUGCUCAAGGUGAUCUCAAAUGGUUGAAUGAAAAGAUGGGGCUACACAACUUUCGCUCGAAUAACUUUUGUUCGCGCUGCACGUGCAAAAAGACGGCAGAGAAUGUGUAUGACUCCCUUACAAAUUUCAGCUCUGACCCCACAGCCUUUCCAGAGCAGGAUUACACAGAAGUGGAUAUGGGCGCGGGGGUGUACAAGGACAAGUUGGCCAAAGUACUGAAACGUGCUCAUCGGGAUUUUUUGCUGUUCAAGAAGCUGCGUGGCAUGCAGUGUUUUCCAUCUUUGCAGAGCAAAGCAGCACCUGGCAAGAUUUUGACUCACUGGUUGGCAUGUCGCGCACAGCAGUGGGCAGAAAGGGUCGAUGCUACUGAGUCCGACAAAGUAGUUGCGAGCUGCAUUUUUGCCUAUGAUAUGAUGCUUCGAACCAUGGAUGAGGGACGGCAUAUCUUUACAGAAGAACAGGCUAAUCGCUUUGGCUACUUCACGUUGCGACACCUACGCUGUUACGCAUGGCUGCAUGAUUUCGGUAUGAAAGCUCAGCUCCAUGUGCCAGGGCGCAGGUCAUGGCUACUACUUCCCAAAUUGCAUCACUUGUGGCACUUGUGCCAUGACACUGUCAGAUCCAGGAUCAAUCCCAAAUUUGUCACCCUACUCACUGCAGAAAGCUUUAUAGGAAUCAUUGGCCGCAUUGCUAGAUCCUGCCAUCGCUCCAGUGUCUCUACAAGGACGUUGGAGCGCUACCAGGUUUUGAUGAUCCACAAGCUGCCAAAGUGA
This is a messenger RNA of Cladocopium goreaui, 1608 nucleotides long. The record is from the annotation of a GenBank genome assembly. NCBI's taxonomy places the organism in Eukaryota, Dinophyceae, Suessiales, Symbiodiniaceae.